AUGGCAGCCUCUGGUAGUAAGUCUGUCCUGUUCGUUUGUCUGGGUAACAUUUGCAGGUCACCCAUUGCGGAGGCUGUCUUCAGGAAGAUGGCAACCGAUGCAGGUGUUGUUGACAAGUGGCACAUAGACAGCGGCGCCACAUCCGACUGGAAUAUAGGCAGCCUGCCGGACGCCCGCGGGCUGGCCUGCUUAAAGGGCCGUGGCAUUGAGACCACUCAUAGGGCCAGACAGGUGACCAACGGCGACUUCAUGAACUUUGAUUUUAUUCUCUGCAUGGACGAAAGCAAUUUGAGAGACUUGAAUCAUAAAGCCAAUUCAGUGAAGAAUCUCAAAGCAAAAAUCGAACUGCUCGGUAAAUAUGACCCGCAGAAGCAGCUGAUCAUCAAGGAUCCCUAUUAUGGAAGCGAUGAAGACUUUGAAAAGGUGUACGAACAAUGUCGACGAUGCUGCAAGGCGUUCCUCGAGUCAAACUCGUAG
This is a messenger RNA of Nerophis lumbriciformis (worm pipefish), 477 nucleotides long. The record is from RefSeq and is a predicted model, not a curated record. NCBI's taxonomy places the organism in Eukaryota, Metazoa, Chordata, Actinopteri, Syngnathiformes, Syngnathidae.